UCAGCAUAUCUGGGGCAAUGGUUUUCCUGUUAGCUUAGUGAGACUAAUAACGGCGUGAACAAAAAUGGUUGCUUAUUGCCCCAUCUGUGGAAAGCCAGUUUAUUUUGGAGAAAAGAAGCGCUCCCUUGGAAGAGAUUAUCAUCCACUAUGCCUGAAAUGCUACCAGUGCAAGAGGCAGCUCAGCUCUGGACAGCAUGCAGAGCAUGAUGACAAGCCCUACUGCACCCACUGCUACAUGAAGCAAUUUGGGCCCAGAGGACCGAGACGGUGAGCAUCUCCCAAGUUCCAGGGGUGGCAGCUUUAUAUAGACAUUCAUCUUACAGCCAGAAGACAUCUCAGAAGAGUGACAACACCUUUAAUUUGUCGCCAGAAAUUGCUUUGAAGGCUUCAGCACGUGGCAAAGAGAACUGGAUGUGUUGAAGUCAGGGUGCGGGCUUUGGGGUGGGGGGGAGCUCAGUAGCAAAGAAAUUAUAUAAAUAUUACAUGGGAUUGUUUCUGUUUUUGUGUAUAUAUACACAAACUCAUAUGUCAUGUGUAAAUGUUUUAAAGAUGUUACCAACAUUAUGUUUACAGGUAUAGUAAUAUGAGCCACUGGCAGCAUAUAAAAUAAAAAAUAUAAAAGAUCUGGCUUAGCUUUAUACUGGCACUGCCAACCCUUGAAUAGAGGCCAGUGUUCAGCUUUUUUAUGGGCACCCUUAGGACGAGUUAGAAUGCCCCACCUACAUUAUCUGAUGUGGUUUGUCUACAUGCUUGGGUGAUACGUGGGUCCUCAUGUGAGACCUGGCAUUAGAUGAGUAAUAGAUGGUCAACUGCAGCUUCAACAUGUUAGCUCUUCAAUGUAUUACUUUUAUUAUUAAAUGGUAUGAAUGUGCAGGAAGGA
Polypterus senegalus (gray bichir) is the source of this 880-nucleotide messenger RNA. RefSeq lists its product as uncharacterized. Gene Ontology annotation, molecular function: zinc ion binding. Gene Ontology annotation, biological process: intrinsic apoptotic signaling pathway in response to DNA damage; regulation of gene expression. Lineage: Eukaryota; Metazoa; Chordata; Cladistia; Polypteriformes; Polypteridae. Bases 65 to 271 code for a protein of 68 amino acids. The transcript is spliced from 4 exons. The record is from RefSeq and is a predicted model, not a curated record.